AUGGAGUUCAACAAACCAGCACCACUUAAAAUGACUGGGAAUAUGACGCAGAAUUUCAAAUUUUUCAAACAACAAGUGGAAAUAUAUAUGACUGCCACAGAAACAGAUGGUAAGUCUAAGGAAAUACAAGUAGCGCGUUUGUUAAACUUGAUGGGUACAGAGGCAUUAAAAGUGUACAACACUUUAGCGCCUGAAAAAGAGAAAGAUAAAGAAAUUUCUGCAAUUCUAAAUAGAAUGGAAAAAUAUUGUUCACCAAGAACGAAUGAAAUUAUGGCGCAUUAUAAAUUUUUUACGGCUAAACAAAAUGAUGAUAGUUUUGAUGUGUAUCUAACAAGAUUGAAAGAACUCAUCAAGCCGUGUAAUUUUGGUGUGCUGGAGGAUAAGUUACUCAAGACACAAAUUAUAUUGGGUAUACAAUGCAGAGAUACGUUGGAGAGGUUGUUACGAGAGGAUAUGACCUUAGAAAAAGUGGUGUCAUUCUGUCAGUCGGUGGAGGCGGCAGAAAUUAAUUGCAAAGAGUUGGGGAAAUCAGCGGAAGUUCAUCAUAUAGUCAACAAGAAGUUUUCAUCUUCAAAAUCAAAAGCAACCAUCAACAGUUGUACAAGGUGUGGUAAUACACAUUCAAUUAAUGCAUGUCCAGCUUAUGGAAAAGUAUGUAACAAGUGUAAACGAUUAAAUCAUUUUAGUAGCUUAUGUAAAUCUAAAUUUGACACAGUUCCAAAAAUCAAUAAAAAUAAUAAAAGUAAUUUUAAAAAAGAAAAUAAAAAAUUUUUUAAGCAAAAUUUAAUAAAUACAGUUGAUUCUGAAACUGAGCUUAAUGAUGAUGAUGAUUUAAUUUUUUCAAUAAAUCAAGUUAAACUAAGUGAAACAGAUUAUAAAAAAUGGUUUCAAAUAAUUUAUGUCAAUAAUGUUCAAAUUAACUUUCAAUUGGAUACAGGAGCUGAGACCAAUGUUUUGCCGUAUAAAUGGUAUAAAAUAAUUAAUACUAAAGAGCCAAUACAACAAACAAAGACUAAAAUAGAGUCGUAUGGUGGUUAUAAAUUAAGUACAAUAGGCACUGUAGUGUUAAAAUGUAAAAUUAAAGGAUUUGUCAAAAAUGUACAGUUUAUAAUAAUAGAUCAUCCAAACUGUGUUCCUAUUUUGGGGUUAAAUACUUGUAUAAGUUUAAAUCUAGUACAAAGAAUUAAUCAAUUAAAUGUUAACAAAUCAAGUAAACUUGAUAAGUUUAUUUGUACAAAUAAAGAGGUGUUUGAAGGCUUAGGUACUUUUCCUGAUAUAGUAAAAAUUAAAAUAAUUGAUGGAGUAGUUCCAAAGGCGAAUCCUCCUCGUAGAGUACCAUUAGCGAUAAAGACAAGAUUAGAGCAAACCUUAAAAACUCUUACUAAUAAACAAAUCAUAGAACCGGUAAAUGAGCCUGUAGAGUGGGUCAAUAAUAUAGUAAUAGUCGAAAAAUCAAACAAAACACUUAGAGUGUGUAUUGAUCCAAGUGAAUUAAAUAAGUACAUAGUACGAGAAUUUUAUCCAAUUCCUACUUUAGAAGAAAUCAUACCUAAAUUAACGAAUAAAAAUAUUUUUUGUGUUUUUGAUCUGAAAGAUGGGUUUCAUCAAUUAAAGUUGGAUAAAAAAUCCAGUGAUUAUUGUACAUUUAGCAGUCCUUUUGGAUGCUACAAAUUUUUGAGAGCUCCAUUUGGAUUAGCCUCUAUACCAGAAAUUUUUCAAAAAUUAACCAAUAAAUACUUUGGGGAUAUAGACAAUGUAACUGUUUAUUUUGAUGAUAUACUGUGUGCGACGAAUACCAUUGAAGAAAUGGAUACAACAGUAAAAGAAGUUGUAGCUAGAGCAAAAAAAUAUAACAUAAAAUUUAAUUCAAAUAAAGUACAAUUUUACCAAAAUGAAGUAAAAUAUUUAGGAUUACUGUUUUCAAAGGAAGGAAUGAGGCCUGACAAUGAUCGCAUCACAGCAAUAAAAGAAUUAGGAAUACCAAAAAAUAAAAAAGAGUUACAACAAAUAUUAGGAACAAUUAAUUACCUUAGGAAAUUUAUUCCAAACUUAUCUGAAAUAAGCUCUCCAUACAGGGAACUAUUAAAAAAGAAUGUGAUAUGGCAAUGGACUGAUAAAAAUACAGAAUUACUAAAUAAAAUUAAAAAUUUAAUAUCAGAAGCUUCAAUAUUGAAUAAUUUUGAUAUAAACAAACCAAUAGUUUUACAGUGUGACAGUUCACAAAAUGCACUAGGAUGUUGUCUGUUACAAGAUAGCAAGCCGGUGGCCUUUGCGUCUAGGUCAUUAACAUCAACUGAGUCAAACUAUGCGCAAAUAGAAAAAGAACUGUUGUCGGUGACAUUUUCCCUUUCUAAAUUUCAUAAUUAUAUAUAUGGCAGUAAAAUAAUUGUUAAUAAUGAUCAUCUGCCUUUAGUGUCCUUAAUGAAAAAACCAAUAGAUAAAAUAAAAAAUAACCGUUUGAGAAGAUUAAGAAUAAAAACUUUACCGUAUACAUUUAAUUUAGAAUAUGUCCCAGGACCUAAAUUAUUUAUUGCAGAUCUAUUGUCUAGAAAUAUAGUACAUAGACCUGUUAAUGAUGAUUCUGAAUUGACUGAAAUAGUGCAUACUGUACAAGUAGCUCCAGAAUUAAUAAUAUCAGGUGAAAAGCUUAAACUAUUUCAAAAAGAAACUCAAGACGAUGAAAUAUUAUCUAGAGUUAUUAAAUAUUAUAAAGAGGGAUGGCCUAAAAAUGUAAAUAAGAACAUAAAUGGAGAAAUAAAACAUUAUUGUAAUAACAAAGUAGAUAUAACAGUACAAGAUAGUUUAGUUUAUUUUAAUAAUAAAUUAAUAAUCCCAAAAAAUUUAAGAAAAACCAUACUUAAAUUACUUCAUGAAACACACUUAAGUGCUCAAAAACAAAAAUCUCUAGUCAAGUCAAUAUUUUAUUGGCCUGGUAUUAAUUCAGACAUAUUAGGUUUGGUUGAAAGUUGUAAUAUUUGCCAGAAAUUUAAAAGAAACCAAAUCAAACAAACUUUGAUAAAUCAUGAAAUUCCAAAAUUACCAUUUAUCAAAAUAGGAUUGGAUAUAGCAGAGUUUAGAGGUUUAAAUUAUUUAGUAGUAGUAGAUUAUUACUCUCGAUGGCUAGAAAUUAUAAAAAUAAAGCAAAAAGACACCAUGACUAUAAUCUCUAAGUUAAAACCAUUGUUCAGUAAAUUUGGUAUACCAAUGGAGGUAAUUGCUGACAAUAUGCCAUGUGGUAGUGUGGAAUUUCAAAGAUUUGCUAAGGAAUGGGAGUUUGAGGUAAAAACGUCGAGUCCUCAUUACCCGAGGAGCAAUGGUCUUGCUGAGAAAGGAGUUGAUAUCGCUAAAAAAAUGAUACAAAAAAGUAAUGAGGAUAAUCAGGAUCUUGAACUCUAUCUAUUAAAUUAUAGAAAUUCUAAAGUAGCAAAACUAGAUUAUACUCCUGCACAGUUGUUACUUAAUCGUCAUUUACGUAGUAAAAUCCCAAACACAUUUUAUAAUAUGUUGCCAAAGUUAAAUUUAGAUGCACAUAAUCAUAUGAUAAAAAACCAACAAAAACAAAAAAUAUAUUAUGAUAGAAACGCUGUAAAGAAAGAAAUUGCAUAUAAUAAGGGUGAUAAAAUUUAUGUACAAAACUAUAAAACUCAAAUUUGGGAGAAGGGUGAGAUUGUUGAAAAACUGAAAACUCCUAGGUCUUAUAAAGUCCAGAUGGAAAAUGGCAAAAUAUUGAGAAGAAAUGUGAUUCACAUAAGAAAAAGGAAAGUUUUAAGCUUAGAAGGAUCUACAACUUCACCUAUGUACAUAGAUAAACAUAAACCUAUAAAGGAAAAAAGCAAAAUUCCUACACCCAUAACGACAAGGUCGGGUAGACAGGUUAAAAAACCAGUUAGAUUAGAAUAUUAA
Molecule: messenger RNA, 3903 nt
Organism: Macrosiphum euphorbiae (potato aphid)
Lineage: Eukaryota; Metazoa; Arthropoda; Insecta; Hemiptera; Aphididae
Source: the annotation of a GenBank genome assembly